AUGGGCUCGGACGAUCAAUUCGUCACGAAGCUGCACCACAACUUCGCUGGCGACAAGUCGAAAUUCUACAAGAAGCCCCGCUUCGGGAAAUCUGCAUUCACCGUGUGUCAUUACGCUUUAGACGUGGCAUAUGAAUCUGAUGGCUUUAUCGAAAAGAACCGCGACACGGUGCCCGACGAACAGAUGGAAGUCCUCAAGAAGUCGUCGAAUCCCUUCCUGGUCACGGUCAUAGACACCGCCACGGCUGUUCGUGACAAGGAAACAGCAGCUUCUGUGACAAAGACCAUUGCCAGCGCACCAGGUCGACGGGUUGGUGUUGCUGUCAACCGAAAGCCAACCCUCGGCGGUAUUUUCAAGAGCUCACUUAUAGAGCUGAUGCAAACCAUCAACUCCACUGACGCCCAUUACAUUCGCUGCAUCAAGCCGAACGAGGCAAAAGCGUCAUGGAAGUUCGAAGGUCCUAUGGUGCUUAGCCAGUUGCGUGCUUGUGGUGUGCUCGAGACCGUCCGCAUUAGUACUGCCGGCUACCCAACACGAUGGACGUACGAGGAGUUUGCGAUGAGAUAUUACAUGCUCUGUCAUUCCUCGCAAUGGACACACAAUAUCCAACAGAUGGGUCAGAAUAUCCUGAAGAAGGCCUUGGGCGAUGUGACCAAAGAGAAGUCCGACAAGUAUCAGCUUGGUCUGACGAAAAUCUUCUUCCGCGCUGGUAUGCUGGCAUUUCUCGAGAAUCUGCGAUCCGCUCGCCUUAAAGAAUGUGCCAUCAUGAUCCAGAAGAAUCUCCGAGCCAAAUACUAUCGACGAAAGUUUCUCGAGAUCCGAGAAUCAAUCAUCUUGGCUCAGGCCGCUACUCGUGCCUUCAUCGCCCGCAAGCAAGCUGAAAGCAUAAGGCAGAUCAAAGCUGCCACGACCAUUCAGCGCGUGUGGCGGGGCUCGAAGGAACGCAAGAACUAUAAUGCAGUCCGCAACAACUUCAUUCUAUUUGGGUCUGUGGCGAAAGGUUACUUGCUGCGGAAGAACAUCAUGGAAACACGCUACAGAAAUGCGGCAACAACAAUCCAGAGAGCUUGGCGGUCACACCGCUCACUCAAAGCUUUCCGACAGCAUCGGAGGAAGGUUGUCAUCAUCCAAAGUCUUCAGCGUGGAAGAGUGGCUCGUCGCGAGUACAAGACCUUGCGAACAGAGGCCCGAGAUCUUAAACAAAUCUCCUACAAACUGGAGAACAAGGUUGUGGAACUUACGCAGUCACUGGGCGUGGUCAAGCGGGAAAACAAGAAUCUGGUUUCACAACUCGAGAAUUACGACAGCCAGCUAAAGUCGAUGCGUACCAGGUCGAAUGCUCUAGAGGCCAGAUCUCGGGAGCUGCAAAGCGAAGCCAAUCAAGCUGGUAUCGUGGCUGCCAAAUUAGCAGCCCUGGAAGAAGAGCAUGCUAAACUGCAGUCUAGCAACGAUGAGCAGCUCGGGAAUGCCAAGCGACUCCAGGAAGAACAGAAGAGACUCCUUGAUUCACUCAAUAGUGCCAACUCCGAGCUUGAAAAAGUCCGAAAAGCCAACACUCUUCACGAAAAGCUCGUCAAUGGCAACGGUGCUCAGCCUACAGCUAAUGGACUGAUCAACCUCGUGUCGUCGAAGAAGCCUCUGAAGAGACGCAGUGCAGGUGCGGCCGAGCGCAUUGAGGGCGACCGCUAUAGUGGUGCCUACAAUGCCAGGCCGAUGUCGAUGGCGCUUGAUGCUCACACCAAGACCCUCUCGGGUUCUACUUUCAAUCCGAUGGACAGCCCUGAGAUGGAGCUAGAGAAUUUACUUGCUCAGGAGGAUGAGCUUAAUGAUGAGGUGACUAUGGGCCUUAUUAGAGGUAUCAAGAUCCCACAACCCGGCGCCACUCCCGCACCCACCGACAAAGAGGUGCUGUUCCCUUCAUACCUGAUCAACCUUGUCACUUCAGAAAUGUGGAACAAUGGCUUCGUAAAGGAGUCCGAACGAUUCCUGGCCAACGUGAUGCAGUCGAUUCAACAAGAAGUCAUGCAGCACGAAGGCGACGAAGCUGUCAAUCCGGGUGCCUUCUGGCUGUCCAACGUACAUGAGAUGCUGUCAUUCGUCUUCCUUGCCGAAGAUUGGUAUGAGGCCCAGAAGACUGACAAUUACGAGUACGAUCGACUGCUAGAAAUUGUGAAGCACGACCUGGAAAGUCUCGAGUUCAACAUCUACCACACGUGGAUGAAGGUGCUCAAGAAGAAGCUUCACAAGAUGAUAGUACCUGCCAUCAUCGAGUCGCAGUCCCUUCCAGGCUUCGUCACCAAUGAGAGCAACCGCUUCCUAGGGAAGCUGCUCCCUUCGAACAACACACCAGCUUUCAGCAUGGACCAGCUCCUCAGCUUGCUCAACAAUGUUUUCAAGGCCAUGAAAGCAUAUUAUCUGGAAGACUCAAUCAUCACGCAAACUGUCACGGAACUUCUGAGGUUGGUUGGCGUGACCGCUUUCAACGAUCUCCUGAUGCGACGCAACUUCCUCUCGUGGAAGCGAGGCCUUCAGAUAAAUUACAACAUCACCAGGAUAGAAGAAUGGUGCAAGAGUCACGAUAUGCCCGAAGGCACACUGCAGCUUGAACAUCUGAUGCAAGCCACGAAACUGUUACAGCUCAAAAAGGCGACGCUGAACGACAUUGAGAUCAUCCAAGAUAUCUGCUGGAUGCUUUCACCCAACCAAAUCCAGAAGCUCCUGAACCAAUACCUUGUUGCCGACUACGAGCAACCCAUAAACGGCGAGAUCAUGAAAGCUGUGGCAUCUCGUGUGACCGAAAAGAGCGAUGUGCUACUCCUCGCUCCUGUUGAUAUGGAAGACAGCGGCCCCUACGAAAUUGCUGAGCCGAGAGUCAUCACGGCUCUCUUGAGACAUAUACGCCAUCAUGGCUACAAACACCACGCUUGA
Cyphellophora attinorum is the source of this 2928-nucleotide messenger RNA. RefSeq names its product Myosin-2. Gene Ontology annotation, biological process: actin filament organization; vesicle transport along actin filament. Gene Ontology annotation, cellular component: vesicle; myosin complex; actin cytoskeleton. NCBI's taxonomy places the organism in Eukaryota, Fungi, Ascomycota, Eurotiomycetes, Chaetothyriales, Cyphellophoraceae. Gene Ontology annotation, molecular function: ATP binding; actin filament binding; microfilament motor activity. The record is from RefSeq and is a predicted model, not a curated record. The transcript is spliced from 3 exons. The coding region runs from base 1 to 2928 and encodes 975 amino acids.